This is a messenger RNA of Penicillium argentinense, 615 nucleotides long. RefSeq names its product carboxymuconolactone decarboxylase family protein. Gene Ontology annotation, molecular function: peroxiredoxin activity. The record is from RefSeq and is a predicted model, not a curated record. Bases 1 to 615 code for a protein of 204 amino acids. The transcript has a single exon. NCBI's taxonomy places the organism in Eukaryota, Fungi, Ascomycota, Eurotiomycetes, Eurotiales, Aspergillaceae.
AUGCGUCUUCCGUACGCCCCCAACACGCCGCCCGCCGAUGCGCCCGCCGACACGGCGGACAUUUAUACACGCAUCGCGGCGCGCCGGAACCCUCGUCCCCUCAUCCCGCUGGACCUGUCUCUCCUGCACAGUCCGCCGGUCGCCGAUGGCUGGAACAGCUUCCUCGGCGCCAUCCGCUCGCGCACCAUCGUCGAUUCGGGUAUCUUGGAGCUCGCGGUGUGCCGCGUCGCGGUAUUGAACGAUGCCGUGUAUGAGUGGAAUGCGCAUGCGCCGCUCGCGCUCAAGGGUGGCAUCAAGCCCGAAGAACUGCAGGCGGCGCGCACGCUGCCGUGCACCGCAGAGGGCAACCAGUCAGAGCUGGAGAGCAGCGCGCUCACCCCGCAGCAACGGGCAGUCCUGCAAUAUACCGACCAGAUGACCAAGACGGUCAAGGUCCAGGACGCUGUCUUUGCCCAACUGCAGACUGUUGGGUUCAAUGAUCGCGAGAUCGUCGAGUUGACCACCGGCAUUGCUGGGUACAAUUGUGUUAGUCGGUUCCUGGUCGCUUUGGAUGUCGGCGAGAACAACGCUCGCGAGAUGAAGAGUGUCGACGAGCUAGUGGCUGCUCUGCAGUAA